GUGUAAUACGUAGCUUUAUUGUUGAGGAUCUUAUCUAUCCUGACCACAAUAGUGUUCUUGUGAUAAUAAAUGCACCUUAGGUCAAUCGAGAUAUUUGUGCGCAUUAAAUUACCAGAAUCUCAAUAAUGGUCGUGACAGUUCGAUGGAUGGAAUCAUGGACCGUCGUUGUAAUUUGCAUCGCUAGUCUGCUACUAAUCAUCUUAAUCCUUCUAUCUUGUGUUUGCUGGAACAAACAUAAAGCAAAAUUUCGAAAAUUUGCCGUAUUAGAUCAGAAAGGCGUGAAACGAGUGUUUUCUCCCGAAAUCAGCGUCAUUAAUACACAGAAGGGCGACAAGAGGCAGCAUGGGAUGUUCAAACAGCUCUCCAGAUCAAAUACAAAAGGGGGUUGGAAGUUCUUAAAAUCGCCGGAAGAAAAUUCUGACUUACGCCAAUCAAUGGAAAUAAAUCACGCGUUUGAUCAUGCAGUUCUUCAGAUUGAAAGACGCGAUAAAGACGAAGAUGUGUUAUCAUGCAUCAGUAACGAUUCCAAGCAGACUUUCUACUCCACGUAUCCAAUGGUACGCACUAUGUCUACAACGGGAACAAUAAAGAGCUCGGCCUCUAAUCCAGAUUUAGCCCAUUUAAAGUGAAAGCGGUUUUCGUAGAAUUGUACAUGCAGCCGGUUUGUAUUUUUUCUAAGCAAGUAAUUAAAGUAGGUAUGUACCGUAUAUGUAUAAUGUAUUGGAAAUAUUCUUGUAAUAAAUAAUAUUGAGUAGUU
This is a messenger RNA of Photinus pyralis (common eastern firefly), 757 nucleotides long. RefSeq lists its product as uncharacterized. Lineage: Eukaryota; Metazoa; Arthropoda; Insecta; Coleoptera; Lampyridae. The transcript has 5 exons. Bases 126 to 629 code for a protein of 167 amino acids. The record is from RefSeq and is a predicted model, not a curated record.